AUGGCGCGAGUGACCCGCCAUAGCUUUGUUGCUGAGCGACGUCUGCUUGUUUCCGGAAGUAAUGAUUUGGAGACAGCAUGCAGCGCAGUGGUACGAAACGGUACAUGUAAAUAUAGCGCUGCCGCGCCGCGGAUAUCGGCGGUGUUAUUGUGCCGUGGCCGCUAGCCUGGCCGGGCUGUGUAAUCACGAUGAGGCAACCAAAAUGUGGUCAAAGGAACUAAAAUUUACGAAAACAUCGAUGUUUAAAAGUACAUACCGGUAAUUUACGAGGACAAGAAACAACAGAUUGCAAUGAUUGUAAUACAAAUGACUGAACAAGCGCAAUAAUGUCUACAACUCUCGUCCAAGGGAACAGUCUCACCCUUCUCCAAGGGUCCAGGAGCUCUGGUGUCAAUGUCAUCACCCCGGUCAUGGCCGUGUCUGUUUGCCGUCCACCGGUCAGCAAUGGCUUGCCAUCUCGACAGGGAAGUGCGGUUGGUUCCUCUCGGCUCUCGGCAAAAAGCCUUCCAAGUAACACCCAUUUAAAGUUACACAGCCAGGGGAGUGUACCUGCAAUGAGCAGUAUGUCGUCAUCGCUCCUCGAGCCUUAUCCUCCAGUGGAAGACACCACCUGGGCAAAAAAUAGUGGGGAGAAUGUGACCCUACCUAGGAUAACCAGUCCAGUGCAUCUUUGCAGUACUGCCAACUCCCAGUCAAGUGUUGUAACCACCAUCGAUGCCACAACCAGGAAGGAUAGAGUUGGUGAGGUGGAUGCUUAUCUCGAGAAACCACACCCACCUAGCAUCUUCCCGAACUUUCGAGCCCUGCAGCGUCUCGCUGCCAGCGCAAAGCUGAGGAUUAAUAACCUUAAAUCGACAGAGGCUAAAGCUAUCACUGCUUUACUGAAUCAAGAAAACAAUAAUGUGCCCCAAUCUUGCCAGGAUGAUGUCAUCCAAGUGAACAAUGUUUUGAAUUCUUCUUGGGAGUCAGAAGAUGAUGGUGAUGCCAGUGCUUCUCACAAUAACAUCACAGAUUCUGUUGUUCAUCCUGAAAAAGGUACUUCCAAAUCUAGGACCAAGAAACUCUACCGAAGCAGAUCAAGGAGGCGAGGGGGCAAAUCUCCUUCAAAGAAGAAACCCUCGCCCGCUCCAAAGAAAGACCACAACUCCUUGGGAGACUUCGCUCUAGCUUCAACCAUGACACUGAACAGUCGCUGGGAAAGAAAAAAGGUAGAAACAUUCAGUACCAAGUACAGUAAGAGUUUCACGUCCCGGAAAAGUAAAGAGAAAGACUCGUCCAAGAGGAGUUCUGCUGAAGUGUCCUUGACGACGGUUGCUUUGGAGAAGAGAGGCGAUGCAACGACACCCCGUGCAAUCACCAAACAGAGCAAAUCUGAGGCUUCCAAUGCGCUGACAUCACGAUCAGUGUUAGAACAUGCUGCAUCGGUUUAUGGAAGUGGAAACCAGAUUCAUGUGAGGCUGAGUAACAAGGGCAGGUCCAGUGAGUCGGAUCAUUCGAUGAAGAAGGUGUUUUUGUCAGAGAAGCAGUCUAGUAUGCUGAAGGAUGGUGGGAAAGGCGUCCCCUGUGCCCCUCCCACUUCUCCCACCCCUCAUCAGCUUGAGAAGUUCGAAUACAUACCAUCAUUAACCGAUCUAAGAAGCCAAAGGGUAUUGAAAGACAGGCUAACAGUGAUCGAUGCAGAUGAGAAGAAAAAAAGCCAGAAGAUCCGCGAGGACAGAGCGCGUCAGGAAAAGCAGUCAGCCCGCAACAACAUCGGCAUGAUGAGACAUAGACAGAGGCAGGAGAUCUACGCUCUCAACAAGGUCAUGACGGAACUCGAGAAUAGCCAGUUCCUCAAGUUCUGUGAAACCAUGAAGGACAAGACCUGAAAGCUUUGAACCACCAGGACCCAUCUUGCAUAUGAGAACUUAUGAUUAAUAGUAACUUUGCUAAUCAGUCAUAAAUGCCAUGGAAACCUUGGGUUUGAUUGGCUGAUGAGCCCUGGGGACUUUUUACAAGAAGCGGUUUGUAAAGUUACACACGAUUUUACGAAUGACUGGAAUAUGAAGUGCUAAAUAUGAGCUAUAUAAGUUUUUCUUUUAGUUUUUCCAAAUAUUACAUUUUCCCCAUAUCAUCUCAUCCAUAUGAUUUUAUCAUACUUUGCACUACAUUUACAUUAAUAGUAUAAAUGUUUAAUAUUCUUUGAAUGAUAACAUUAAUAAUGACUAAGAAACCAAUUGAGUUUGCUAUAUUCUCGUCACUCAUUUAACCCUUUGCAUGCGAAUUUUGCAAAAUUGCACAUUUAUAUAAUUAAUUUCAAAAAUGGUAUUAAUUAGUUUUUCCUUCAUCUUGGCACUAUGGAAGCUAGUAAUAGCUAUUAUUCUCUAGUAACAACUAAAAAAAAUAACUAUCAGUAUCACUGAUGCAGUAAGGGAAGCAAAGUUCAACGUAAGAAAAUAUGAAAUGAACAUAAGUUAUUAUAAUCCCUUCAAAAUAAAUUCAGUAAAGAAUUAAACUCUUGUGUAACCUUACCAAAAGUUUUAUGAAACAGGCUCCUGUUACCAUGGUACACGUUUUUACCAUUGCAGCAAAGAAACCAUUAAUCAUAAAUGUUCAUGCAAGGGGACCUAAGACAUAUAUCCGACGAUGAAGUGUGGUUUGGUAGAUCGAGGAUGAUAUACAAGCAGACAUGUUAUAGAUUAGUUGUUUAGAUUAUUGAGUGGAAUCUUGUUGGAUAUGUUUCUGAAGGCAAGUAAAACAAAAUCAUGGUUGGAAUUAUAAUAAUAGACAAUAAAAUAGCCCAGAACAAAUAUUGACAUAUUCCAGAAGCAGUUUUGAACUUUUGAUUUCCCUCAUAUUUUUUAUGGUUUGGGAGUGAGAUUAUUUUUGCAGCAUACUACUGUAUAUGUUCAAGUGCAGCUAAACUACAUUGGUAUCUCCAACAGAAGGCAAUGUUUCUUCAGAUACAUACUGUGAUUGCGAAUAUUUAGUCAAAUUUCUGCCUAUUUCACUUACUGCUUCAAAGUGACUUUUUCAUGCAAAUGUUUUUAAAACUGGAUUUUUAAGUAGGAGUAGCUCUUUGAAUGCAGUUAGCACUAAACUUGGCAGCACAGCUGAAGUGUUUCAUGAAGCUUUUCAUAAAAUCAUGCAAAAAUUGCUGGAGUAUGAAUGCCAAAAAUAACAGUUCAAAAUGAUUGCAGGCUCUUGGAAUGAGUGUAUUGUAUUAAAGUCAUAAAAAAUGAAGACUGUAAUUGUUUAAUUUACUUGUGGAAAGUAAUAAUGUUGAAAAAAUUUGAAAUUAUAAUUUACUUCAGAUUUUGGCCACAGAAAAUAUACUUUGGCCUGAGAAUCAUCAUAUAGAAAAAGGAUUUUCACCAAUUUAAUUUUUGAAAGUUGGCUAAUGGGAAUGUGAUUAAAACUGAUGUUAGACAAUUUCCAGGAUGAACAUGUAUCAAUGACAAUGGUUUCACAGCUCUGACAGUAUUGACUAGUGAGUAUAUUUCUAUUGCAUAUACACUGAAAAUACUGAAUUAGAUAUAUUACAAAAAAUAUAAAUGAAUACUAUAAUGAAUAUCAUGAAUAGUAAAUUGGGUAUUUUAUAUAUUUGAUUCGUUCAAAUACAAAUUUGUUAUAGAUUACCAUUCGAUAUAAAUCUACUAAUUUUUAUCAAGCUUAAUGGGUAUAUAUUGAAUAUGAAUAAUUAUAUUGAAAUGAGUAGUAGUGUUAAUGGUGCAGUGAAGCACCAUCAUGAAGUGACAUUGAUAUAAUGUUUUAAGCUAUAUAGAUCAUGUUGAUAAUUUUGAUGUAAUUAUACAAAAUUGAUACAAUACUUCUACAUUUCUAAUGAUAGACAUAUUUACAUGUAUAUGAUGUCAUGCAAAAGAGUCGAUUAAAUAGGGGGAAUUUCACCCUAGCAAACAGUUUAUUGUAAAAAUAGCCGAAAAAAAUAUUAAAGAAUAUUGGCAAAGGUUUGAGAAAAAUCAAUAAAAGAAUAAGGGUUAUUAGAAUUUGAAUUAUUGGAUUUGUAACGUCAUAUGUGAGCAGCUUUCCUACAUAUCUAAUGGUAAAAAAAAAAUCAAUGAAAUUUUAUUUUCUCAGAAAAUUGAAAAUGUUUUUUCCUGCACCUUCAGUAUAUCACUACCCAAAUCAUUUCACACCUGCUCCCAAAAAGAAAAAUAAAAAAUAAAUCAUCACGAACCAUUAAAAAAAAAGAAAGAAAUUUAUGCAUUUUAUAUUCCAUAACAUGUGGGGCAGCUGCUCGUUUAUGACAUCACAAAUCCAAAACUUCAAAUUCUUUCUUAAUCUUUAGUGGAUUUUUCUCAGACCUUCACCAAUAUUUGUUAUUUUUUCUGACAUUUUUACAAGAAACUAUUCGUCAGGGUGAACUUCCCCCUUAAAAAAAAAAAAUUGUGAAUCAAUAAAAAGUGAUCAAUAGAAAAGAUGGAGGCCCGGGCCCUGUUUUACAAAGAACUGUGAUUGACGUGGUCAUGACAAGAGAAAGUAAGCAGCAACACCAUAGAGAAUCUAAAAGAAUCGAAAAUGAUCUCAAACUCAGUGUUAUCUUAUAAUGGCAAUUCCCCAUGGAAGCAUCAUUAUUUUCACUUAUCAGCAUGCUCCUUUAUUAUUUUAUAAACAAAAGUGCAUACAUGUAGAUUCUUAAUAAAGAGUUUUGAUAUUCAUGGCUGUCCAUAGUUGAGACUGAAUAGAUCAAUCACAGCUUUUUGUAAGACUUGGCCAAUAUGAGAGAGAAAAAUUUAUGCAAAAUGCAAUAAGAAGUGUGAUAUGCUUUGUUUUAUUUACCUGUGCCAAUCAUUUGUGAUGUCUAAUGCAAAAGUAUAAAAUAUAUGGAGUGGAUUGAAGUACCUAUAUUUUUAAUUUAUAAAAAAAGGCUUUUAAUAAUCAUGUGAUACUUUAUCUCUAAGAAUGGUAGAAAGUGGAAUUAACCAGUUUUUAGAAUUGUGUUCAAUUAUUAUGAAGUGUGAUAUUGUAUGCUAGAACUAUUAUGGGAAUUUUUUCCCCCAGGAGUUGCUUCUGUUACAAUCUAACAUGGCGAUGAUUCGUUAGAUUUCUGUGAUUUUUUCUUUCACAUGCGAACUAAAGUUUGAGAUAAAGUGGCCUUUCCUCCGUCCAUUUUCCUUAAUCAAGGCCACUUGAGAUUUCAAAAUAUACUUUUUUAAAAAGUAAAAAUACUUUGAUUUAAGUUUAACUUUAAUAGCAACCGUCACUGAUUUUAUUAUUGUAUAAAUUAUCAAUUUUUUGAUGAUUUAAAACAGCCACUUACAGUCCUUUAAAAAAAAUAGGAUUCACAGAAAAGUCUGGUUGGACUAUUGCUGGACUUUUUGAUUACAAAUUUUCUUAAUGAAAAUAAAUUACAAAUUUAUUUCUCUUUUGUUUUUGUUAUGAUCUUUAUAAAUCUUAAAUUGUUUUAAUGUGUUUACUUUUAUUUAAUUGAUUCAUCAUACAUUAUAGAUGAAAAGAAAGUCUGGCUCCUUGUAUAAUGGCUAUGCACAAUAGUUCCAAUGUUAUUUUCAACUUUUUUAUGUUUUUAAUUUAUUCCAACCAAAUCAACCAAAGCAGAUAAGAGAAUGCUGAUUAAUGUCCGUCCAUUUAUCUUUCAUCGGGUCUUUCACUUUUUCUGGGAGUAAGAAAUUUCAAAGUCAAAGUUAAAAGUAUGUUUAACCUAACUUUUGGGACCAAUUACUCCGUCUUUGAAAUCAUGUCAUCCAAAUAAAAUGUCUUUCAAAGUUUAUAAGUCAUGUAAGUUCAAAUAUAUAUUAUGAAUAGAAAUAAAUAUAAGUGUAUAUUUAAAUCCA
Messenger RNA from Lytechinus pictus (painted urchin), 5792 nucleotides. RefSeq lists its product as uncharacterized. Gene Ontology annotation, biological process: negative regulation of protein ubiquitination; protein secretion. The record is from RefSeq and is a predicted model, not a curated record. The transcript has 4 exons. Bases 327 to 1868 code for a protein of 513 amino acids. Gene Ontology annotation, cellular component: apical part of cell. NCBI's taxonomy places the organism in Eukaryota, Metazoa, Echinodermata, Echinoidea, Temnopleuroida, Toxopneustidae.